GCAACGGCUAGCGUUUCCGCAAGUUCUUCUCUCUCUCUCUCUCUCUCUCUCUCUCUCUCAUCAGUUCGUUUCCUCCACAGACAUAUUCACAGGGAGGGACACUACACUACGCCAGGUACAGGAUUUCCCCCAAUCCCUGCUCGUUUCUUUCUACCUAGUUUGUAGCAGAGUAACAGUCACGAUCCAAACGUCCCUCACAGAUCUAGCAAUCGUUUCACUCCAAGGUAGGAGGGGCUUUUCUUGAAACUAGGGCACCAAAUCCCACAUCACGUUGAUAUUUCUUGGGCACAAAAAUGAAGGAUUCGAUAGCUGAUCAAGUUACCCCUACAGUAGCGGAUUCGGUUCCUCCUCUACCCCCCCCUCCCAGUCGCCAUCAGCGGCCUAGGGUUAGGGAAGUCAGCUCCAGGUUCAUGUCUUCCAUCGUCCCCUCUUCUCCCGGUGAUCUUCACCAUCACCAAAACCAUCAUCACGUGCCCAAAUCCCCCAUCUCCAAGCACACUCCAAUGCCAACUCCUGAAAUCCACUCGCGGCCCCUGCAACGCUCCAAAUCCGCGCAGAGGCAACGCGGAGGAGGUGGAGGAGGGCAGGAGAUAGAGGCCGCGGAGCCCUUGUCGAGUCGUGCCGCGGAUGACAACAACAUACAACAACUUGACACCUCUAGGAGCUUGGAGUCUCCACUGAAAGGACUCCAUAGUGUUAAAGGGUCAGUUGUACAGAGGAAUAAUAAACGAGGUGCUUCGGUUAAACUAAUUUUCAAGGAGAACAAUGGAGGUAAAUCUGAGCAUCAGCAAUCAGAGGUCUUGCGUCGAAGGGGUGGAAAUUUUACCACCCCCUCGAGACCUGACACGCCUACGGUGAGCACUACUAGUACUGGCACGGAUCAUAGGGUUGUUUCGUCUAGGUUUAGACUAUCGGGGACUGUCCAAAAGGGCAUUAACAUUACCACUGCCACGGCUGCUGCGAAGCUGUUGCAAUCGAGUGGGAUGAUGUCGUCCUCGUUCAAUGCUGCUCAACUUCCUCCCAAUCCCCAUGCUAGUAAUAGUAAUGGAAAUGGGGGUACAUUGGGAAGAGAAAACGAUACAUGUCCCACUCCUUCAAACCCUUCUUCGGAUUGUGGCCUCGGUUCUGACAGUGAGGAGGAUGUUGUGCAGCAAGACAGCAGGUUGCGGUCUUCGUUACCGGAGGUGGAUGUGUCCACUAGAUUGUUGGGGGAUAGAAGUUGCACUAUGGGUAAUAAUGCCAUUGGCUGCAAUUCGUCCAAGUUCUCUGCUUCUUCACCUUGCUCCCGUUCGCUUAACUUGCCACUCUCAAGUUAUGAACAUUCCUCCUCCCUCUUGCAUACUGUUGGAAGAGCCGGUGAAAAACCCACCAAACCCUUGGGAAAUUCUGGAAAGAUGGGAAGCCUUUGUCUGCCUCCGCUUCCGUGCCCAAAGGCGGGAGGAGAUUUGAAGAAGGGAAGGAAGGAUUCAAGUCAUGUAGAACAGGUGCAUUCUCUGAAAUUGCUUCACAACCACCACCUGCAGUGGAGAUUUGCAAAUGCAAAGGCAGAGGCCUCCAUGCAUGCCCAGAGAAGGGAAACUGAGAGAGAUCUUUAUUCUCUUCAAGUCAAAAUAUCAAAUCUGUGUGAUGCUGUGAAAAGGAAACAGAUCGAACUUGGGCUAUGGAAACGAACACAAACUCUAUCCACGAUUCUUGAAGCUCAUAUGCCAAAUCUUGAUGAAUGGUCCACUUUGGAGGGGGAGUAUUUAUCAUCCUUAUCAGGAGUAAUUGAUGCUUUGGUCAAUGCCUCCCUCCAACUUCCAGUUGGUGGAAAUGUGCAGGCUGAUAUAAAAGAAGUGCGGGAGGCUUUGAAUGCAGCAUUAAAAAUGACAGAAAGUAUAUGUUCACAUAUCCAAAACUUUGUGCCAAAGGCUGAAGAAAUGGAUACUUCUAUUUCAGAACUAGCGAGGGUGAGCGGUGGAGAAAGAGCUCUCGUUGAAGAGUGUGGACAUCUGUUGUUUAAGACAUACACAUCACAGGUUGAAGAAUGCAGCUUAAGGGGGCAUCUAAUUCAAUUACACAGCAGCAACCAUCAUCCAAGGAAGAGUGAGCAUUUUUGUCAGAAAUUUUGAAAUGGUGAUACAUUCAUUGAUUCUAUGAGCUUAAUAAGCCUUUUGGGCAAUUCGUUGCCAUUGUAAGUAUGAAAACUUCAUUGAAUUUUAAUUUUUUUCCUGCAAGCAGAAAUGAGGGUAAUCUUUGUCAUGCCAACUCUCUCUUCUUCAGAUACUUGUGUAAUGCCUAGAACAUCUACAUUGAGUUGAGCAUUAGCCUCAUGCUGAGCAUUA
Messenger RNA from Rhododendron vialii, 2324 nucleotides. Its product is annotated as QWRF motif-containing protein 6-like. The record is from RefSeq and is a predicted model, not a curated record. Gene Ontology annotation, biological process: centrosome cycle; spindle assembly. Bases 294 to 2111 code for a protein of 605 amino acids. The transcript is spliced from 6 exons. NCBI's taxonomy places the organism in Eukaryota, Viridiplantae, Streptophyta, Magnoliopsida, Ericales, Ericaceae. Gene Ontology annotation, cellular component: cytoplasm; centrosome; nuclear microtubule. Gene Ontology annotation, molecular function: microtubule binding.